AUGGCUGAGAGCGGGUUGGCGGACGGCUCGCCUCUGCACCAGUACUUGUGCUCCAUCGGGUACAGCACAGACGACCUGCUCGUGCUUCCGGGACCGCCGCCAAGCCUUGCCAGCGCCCUCGCCGAGGCAGACAGUGACACGAGUGGCAGCACUGCACAGUCGGACAGCCGGCCUGCUUGGGCGUGGGUGUGGGCCUGGGCUCCAGGGCUGAAACAGUGGGCGCUCGGUCGAGCAAACUGCGAAAUUGCUGCAGCUUUGGAGAUUGCCGAGGCCGACGCACUCGUUGCUGCAAUCGCUCCUCUGGGUCGCCGAGGUGUCCUAUCUGAGACUGACUGCGACUGGAUUGUGCGUGUUGGCGGCGACCAUGUCAUGCGAGCCCUUGCGCACCCGAACAACGGCGUUUCUCAGAUCCAGCAAGCAGUCGACGAACAGCUCGAUUGGAUCACUGACCGGGUUGCUACAGCUCAGCGACGACUGCGGCUUCAUACAGUGAUUGGAGCAGCAGUCGCAUCGUGCCUUGCCAGCACGCUCUGUCGGACGGCACUUGGAUUUCGCAGCUCCGCCAUAGGCGCGAUGGGCUUGGCAACAUGGACUGGGCUUGCGUCGUAUCGCUUCCACACCCUGUCUGUUCAAGCCUCGCAAGUCCAUUCCGUUCGUGCACAACUCGCUGCCAACUGCAGUCUCACAUCUCGCUUUGUCCAGUCGACAUCACUACUUCACACAAGACUUGUCCGUGGCAUUCGGCGCGUGCGCGAGCUUGGGAUUGUGCAGCGAGGGUACUUUGCGUCCGUGGCGGCGGAGCUCCCGCCUGCCUUGCAAAUUGUCGCUUCCAGCGAGUCGUCAUUUUCUCUGCCGGAACUCUUAGACCCGCCGCAAGCCUAUCUCUUCCGCCCGUCGCCAUCCGCACCGAAGAGUGCCGCUGAUUUGACUUCUCUUGACGCCAUCACGACCUUGUUACACGUGUUUCUCGAGCAUCGGUCUCAGCUGAUGCGUCGCACUGCCAUGUUGGCUCUGAUCGGAAGCGUUCGCGACACCACCUCAAUACAGAGUCUUGGUGUCGCUGUGCCUCGGCUCGUUUCAGAAGAGCAACGGUUGCAGUUUCGUCGAAUAUUUCCCUGUGUAUUACCAAGAAUUCUAGCUGAUCUGGUUCCGGAAAUGGAUGCGUUUGCCGACGCUCUCCAGCGAGUUUUCGAUCCCGCUCCAAUCGCGACAUCUCCGAAUCCGCCACCGCCCGAGUCUUCGUCGGUCCUGGACGAUCUGCGGCGAAUUAUGAUUGCAGCAGAGUGUUUGGCAACCCGAUGCGCGCUGUUGGAAGAAUCGGCGUCUGGGAAAGACUCUGCCGAAAUUUGCAAAACACUCCUUGAUAGUGUCGCGUCUUUGGAACACGACGUCAAAGUUGUGAGCGACAGCAUGGCGCGCACCCGUCAAUCCCUCCAACCUCCAGAGGAUGAUGCUACUGCGGCUGACGGGACUGCUACAGGGUCCGAUAAACCAGCAUCUCGAGCGGUCGUCGACUUGUUACCCGACUGUGACCAGCCACCAUUGCCUUCAGACGACCCCGACUCGUCAUUAGAUCGUGUCUACGAGGCUACCCUGCAUUAUGCGAACGAUGGCGAUGCGGAAGGGGAGGUCGAAAUGACUCGCGAGCAGUGGCAGGCAGUCCGGGCCGCUCGAGCCGCACACAGACAAGCGCAGCUCGCCGAGCAGGUAUGUGGAACUGGUACUUCAUGUAGCCACGCCGGAUUGAACUCACGCACGUGGCUGUGUGUGUAUGUACCAACCUCCCUUCCCACAAAUUACAGGCUCGGCAGGCGCAAGAGCAAGAGGAAUUGA
This is a messenger RNA of Capsaspora owczarzaki ATCC 30864, 1833 nucleotides long. RefSeq lists its product as hypothetical. Bases 1 to 1833 code for a protein of 610 amino acids. The record is from RefSeq and is a predicted model, not a curated record. The transcript is spliced from 9 exons. Lineage: Eukaryota; Filasterea; Ministeriida; Capsasporidae.